UACAGACACAACCAUCAAUCAUAUGACUUAAAAAACAAUGGCUGCCUUCAAGUAUGUUCAUCUGAUCAUACUUAUCAUCAUAAUCAUCUCCUUGUCCUCCUCCACUACCGCCACGGUGGUUGUGCGGCCGCCAGUGAAGGCGGCUUAUUGGCCUACAUGGUCAAUAAGUUACUUCCCUCCCUCAUCUAUAGACACCACCUUAUUCACUCACAUAUACUAUGCUUUUAUAUCUCCUAGUAAUGUCACAUUCAAGUUUGAAGCAUCGAACUCCACGGCGUCCCUCCUCCGUGAAUUCACCACCACCCUCCACGGUAAAAACCCACCAGUGAAGACAUUGAUCUCGAUCGGUGGCGGCGGCGAUGAUCCGACUCUUUAUGCUCGGAUGGCUUCAAAGGCUAGAACGAGAAAAGUGUUCAUAAAAUCAGCUAUUGAUUUGGCAAGGAAGUUUCGGUUUGAUGGAUUGGACCUUGACUGGGAGUUCCCUAAAGACCCAAAAGAAAUGAUGGAUUUGGGCCGCCUGUUUAAAGAAUGGAGGGCUGCGAUUCAAAUAGAGGCCCAAAAGAAUGACCGGCCUCCGUUGCUGCUCACGGCUGCAGUCUACUACUCAGUCGAGUUCGUCAUCUACGGCGGCCCUCGAAAAUAUCCAGUGAACUCGAUUAGUAGGUAUUUGGACUGGGCUAGCCCAAUGUGUUUUGAUUAUCAUGGGUCGUGGGAUACGUCGCAGACGGGGGCCCAUGCUGCACUAUAUGACCAAAAGAGUAAUAUUAGCACUAGCUAUGGGCUUCAGUCAUGGAUCAGGGCAGGUGUUCCAGCAAGCAAGUUGGUUAUGGGCCUGCCUUUGUAUGGAAGGACUUGGAAGCUUAAAGACCCAAAUAUAAAUGGGAUUGGGGCCCCAGCAGUGGGAUUGGGACCAGGAGAGGAUGGUGUGUUAACAUUCGUACAGCUAGAGCAAUACAAUAGGAACAACAGUGCCACCGUGGUAUAUGACGUGGGGAGUGUGUCCACAUAUUCUUAUGUUGGGACGUCAUGGGUUGGGUACGAUGAUGUCACAUCAACAACGACGAAGAUAGGGUUCGCUAAGGCCCAUGGGCUUCUCGGGUAUUUCUUCUGGGCUGUCUCAUAUGAUAACGAAGGGAAAAUCUCUAAACAAGCUUCAAGGGCGUGGAUUGAUGACUUAUCGCUAUGAAGUUGGGAAUUGGGAACAACAUUAAUCUACAUUUACCAAACCCAUGUUUGAAUUGCAAUUUAAUGGACUAUAUAUAUAUAUAUAUAUAUUGUUCGCUAUGAUCCAAUCAUUAGAUGUGGGCAUGUGUUCGCCCAAUUAGAUUGGUUAAGCUUAGUGUUAUUGUUAGAACAUUAAAUUUCCUUAAUUUAUAUGAGAGUAUCAAGUGAUGUGGUUUAUAUACACGAGCUCACUUCCAA
Molecule: messenger RNA, 1422 nt
Organism: Tripterygium wilfordii
Lineage: Eukaryota; Viridiplantae; Streptophyta; Magnoliopsida; Celastrales; Celastraceae
Product: class V chitinase CHIT5a-like
Exons: 2
Coding region: 38-1186 (382 amino acids)
Biological process (GO): carbohydrate metabolic process; chitin catabolic process
Cellular component (GO): extracellular region
Molecular function (GO): chitinase activity; chitin binding
Source: RefSeq, a predicted model, not a curated record